Molecule: messenger RNA, 2195 nt
Organism: Papilio machaon (common yellow swallowtail)
Lineage: Eukaryota; Metazoa; Arthropoda; Insecta; Lepidoptera; Papilionidae
Product: ATP-binding cassette sub-family B member 10, mitochondrial
Exons: 10
Coding region: 21-2129 (702 amino acids)
Biological process (GO): transmembrane transport
Cellular component (GO): membrane
Molecular function (GO): ATP binding; ATP hydrolysis activity; ABC-type oligopeptide transporter activity
Source: RefSeq, a predicted model, not a curated record
UUUUAAAAAGUACGUACAAAAUGUUACAAAGAUUAGUUCAUGUAACUUUAAAUGUUAAAGUAUGUAAUAGACAUAAUCCAUUACUACUUGGAAUACCCUUUCGGAGUCAAGCAAGACAUCACUGUGGAUUCAGGUUAUACUCUAGUCACAAAGUUUCAGCCUUACGAAACUAUUAUGAAAGGACUGCAAUAAGAGGAAGCGGAUUAAUGUCCUUAAAGUCCAGAUUUUAUAGUAGCCAGGUUGAUACACAAAGAAAAAAUGCUCAACUUGAAAGCGUUCAUUUAAAAACUACGAUAGGUACAUCCAAGAAAGUCGAUUUGAAAUCUAAGACUUCAGAAGUGAAACGUUUAUUUUCUCUGGCUGCUCCUGAAAAAUGGACGUUAACUGGUGCUAUCGGUUUCCUGAUUGUGUCAUCGAGUGUGACAAUAGCUGUUCCAUUUUCCUUGGGGAAAGUUUUAGAUAUAAUUUAUAGUAGUACAAAUGACCUUGGUGCAACCACAGAGAGACUUGAUAGUUUAUGUUUAAUGUUAUGUGGUGUAUUUCUUCUUGGUGGCUUAUGUAAUUUUGGAAGGGUAUACUUAAUGUCAAUAUCAGGCCAGAGGAUGACGCAAGCACUGCGCAAACAAGCAUAUGCUGCAAUAAUGCGUCAGGAGCCGGCCUGGUUCCAUAGGACAUCGACUGGGGAGCUAGUCAACCGUUUGUCUGCAGACACACAGCUGGUGGGGAGGAACCUAAGUCAGAAUGUCAGUGAUGGCCUACGAUCAUUAUUGAUGACGGUAGCUGGCGCUGGAAUGAUGUUUUACAUGUCCCCUUCGUUGGCCUUUAUCGGUUUGUGUGUAGUGCCGCCUGUGUCGAUGUUAGCUGUGAUAUACGGCAGGUUCGUACGCAGCAUCACAAGACAACUGCAGACAACUCUUGCUGACACUAGUGAGUUAGCCGAAGAGAAGAUUUCAAAUAUAAAAACAGUAAAAGCGUUCAGUAAAGAGGCGAAGGAAUGCGAAUCUUACGCUCAAAGGAUAGAAACUGUAUUGAAAUUAGCGUACAAGGAAUCCUUGGCAGUUGGAAGUUUCUAUGGAAUGACAGGACUUGCUGGGAAUACGAUAAUAUUAUUAGUGUUGUACUAUGGCGGUGGUAUGGUGGCUACGGAACAGCUAACAGUAGGCCAUCUGACAUCGUUCUUGCUCUAUGCAGCAUACGUUGGCAUCAGUAUAGGAGGUCUGAGUGGAUUCUAUACUGAAUUGAACAAAGGUCUAGGCGCCGCGACACGACUGUGGGAGAUAAUGGACAGGAAACCUUUGAUUCCUUCAAUAGGUGGCCUCCGACCAGAGACAAGACCGAAGGGUGAAAUAGUAUUAGAGAAUGUGACAUUUUCUUAUCAAGGAGCUCCUUUAAUUAGAGGAAUGAAUUUACAUCUGACGCCAGGCAAGUCGAUAGCCCUAGUGGGUAGGUCUGGUUGUGGCAAGAGUACUAUAGCUUCGCUUAUUUUGAGGUUAUACGAUCCUGAAGAAGGCCGGAUAUUGUUGGACGGUGUUGAUAUAAGACAUUUGGAUCCUGUCUGGUUGAGAAGCCAUAUUGGUUACGUGAGUCAGGAACCAGUUCUGUUCAGUGGGUCAAUAAAAGAUAAUAUAAUGUACGGCGCGCUCGAUGAUCGCGAGGAGAUGAUAGAGAUUAACGGUAAGAUGGAGCCAGCGUGGCUGGUGGCGGCACGCACUGCGCAGCUGCAGGAUUUGGGCGCGUCGCGAGCUGGCUGGCGGCGGGAGGUGGGCGCGGGCGGCUCACAUCUCAGCGGCGGACAGAAGCAACGUGUCGCCAUCGCACGCGCCAUCGUCAAGAAUCCAAAAAUUUUAAUACUCGACGAAGCUACGUCAGCUUUGGACGCUUAUUCUGAAUUCCUAGUCGACAAGGCGCUUAAAGAUAUAAGCAAAGAUCGCACUGUACUCACUAUAGCUCAUAGAUUGAGCACCAUACAGUCCGCUGAUGAAGUGGCCGUUGUUGACAACGGAUGUAUUGUAGAACAAGGAACUUACACAGAUUUAAUGUCGAAAGAAAAUGGCGUCUUCAAAGAACUCAUCACUCAUCAAACAUUCGCCUCAAAGUCUAGAGAGAAAAACGAAAUACAAAAUCAAUGACGGUAACAUCAAUUUUAGGCCAUGACAUUGUUGUUUGUUAGAAAAUUUUAUUAUUUAUUUUUUAUG